UGUGAUUGACUGAGGAGACGAGAUGAGAGGGCGGCUGGGCGAUACCAUUCAUCCGGCCCAACACCGAAAAAUAGCCUAUGAAAAGAUUAAUGAGCUCUAGAAGCCAUCAGGACUGCGGUUUCAAAGAGGAUUAUGGGCGUGUAGCUGAAUUCGAUGCGUUCCCUUUUUUGUUGGUCAUGAUUUUCCUGCGGAGGCUUGUGCAGCUUUCGGUGCUGCUGAUCCACGCUGGAUGGUGGGGGGUCGCGCCGAGCCCCACCGAUGAGGGAGCACUCCGGACUGGCCACGGAGAGCACGGAGAGCCUGGACACCAAGAGCCUCACAAGGACUCCUACAGCACCUUUGCCUCCGAGUUUCUGGAGUCCAGAUAUCUGUCCGAUGAUGGUUACCCAUUCCCCACAGCACCCCCAGUUGACCCCUUUGCCAAGAUCAAAGUCAGCGACUGUGGAGUAACAAAGGGCUGCAUAAGGUACGGGAAGCCGGGGUGCGAUGCAGAGACGUGUGACUACUUUCUGAGUUAUCGUCGCAUCGGGACAGAUGUGGAGUUUGAGCUGAGCGCAGAUACGGAUGGCUGGGUGGCUGUAGGUUUCUCAUCUGAUAAGAAAAUGGGAGGAGACGAUGUUAUGGCCUGUGUGCACGAUGAUAACGGGCGCGUGCGGAUACAUCACUUCUACAACGUCGGCCAGUGGGCCAAGGAGAUCAAGAGGAAUCCGGCUCGAGACGAAGAGGGCAUAUUUGAGAACAACCGCGUCACCUGCCGUUUCAAGCGACCGUUAUACGUCCCACGAGAGGAAACGCUUGUGGACUUACACCUCUCGUGGUACUACCUGUUUGCAUGGGGACCUGCUAUUCAAGGUUCCAUCACGAGGCACGAUAUUGACAGUCCUCCAGUCAGCGAGCACAUGAUCAGCAUCUAUAAGUACGUGGACAUCUUCAUGCCCUCCACAGCUUAUCAGACAUUUAAUUCUCCCCUCUGCUUACUGCUCAUAGUAGCUCUCACCUUCUACCUGCUGAUGGGGACGCCAUAACGAAGCACAGCACAGCACAGCACAGCAGAGAGAGGAUGAAGCAGCAAUAAAAAAAGUUUAAAUCUGAUGCCACAUACAAGUGCCCUCUUUGCACAGACUGUGUUAGAUAUAUUGAACAUGAAAGACUAUAUAUUCAUAACUCACACAGCAUCUUGAAGUAUUAAAGCAACACUCUAGAGGUGACAUGUGCUGAUCUGAGUAUUAGACAAGAGGGCAGAGUAGUAGUAGUAGUUUAAAAUAGGCCAGUCAUUUUCAGUGUUAACGAUAGCUUCCAGUUAUAUAAAAAUAUGAGGACUCCAUUCCAACAAAUACAUCUCACAAGACUUUGAAACCCUGCAUGCACUGGAAAAUCUGGGAAUGGUUUCAGACACCCACCGUGCACUGGUGAAUAAUGUCAAACUUUGCCAAAACAACGGGUUUCUGAGGAUGAAAGGAAAAUAAAACAGCUCUCACAAAUGC
Molecule: messenger RNA, 1484 nt
Organism: Haplochromis burtoni (Burton's mouthbrooder)
Lineage: Eukaryota; Metazoa; Chordata; Actinopteri; Cichliformes; Cichlidae
Product: DOMON domain-containing protein FRRS1L
Exons: 6
Coding region: 78-1025 (315 amino acids)
Biological process (GO): regulation of glutamate receptor signaling pathway
Source: RefSeq, a predicted model, not a curated record